Molecule: messenger RNA, 1442 nt
Organism: Corythoichthys intestinalis (scribbled pipefish)
Lineage: Eukaryota; Metazoa; Chordata; Actinopteri; Syngnathiformes; Syngnathidae
Gene: vopp1b
Product: VOPP1 WW domain binding protein b
Exons: 5
Coding region: 241-768 (175 amino acids)
Cellular component (GO): cytoplasmic vesicle membrane
Source: RefSeq, a predicted model, not a curated record
CGUCGCUUCACCAGUCCUGUCUCGCCAUUAAUCCUCCGUCUCGUCUCGCCGAGGAUCGGAAGUCGUCUUCUUCCUCAUCCGUACCGAGCGCCAGACGCGCUCAACCGUACGGGUAGUGGUUGUGCUGGACCGGCUGGAUGUGAUCUCCAGCGGCGAGAAUGAAAGCGACACGGCCAUAAAGGAGCGUCUCUCCCCCACGUCGGCCUUGUUAGUAGAGCGGUUACUUUGACCGGCCGAGAUAUGAGGAACCCACGGACCGAUUUAGCCUUGACAUUCUGGCUAUUUCUAGAGGCUGUAGAGGCCAAAAAGUACUGCUGGUAUUUUGAUGGUGGAUACCCGAUAUACUUCAUAUGUCGCUCAUACGAGGACUGUUGCGGGACUCGCUGCUGUGUAAGAGCGCUUUCCAUCCAGAGACUCUGGUACUUCUGGGUGCUGCUGAUGAUGGGGGUGCUUUUCUGCUGUGGCGCCGGUUUCUUCAUCCGUAGAAGGAUGUACCCCUCAUCUCUGCGAGAUGAGCCUAACUUCAAUGUGUCUUUCACGAGGCACCCCGUCACCUCUCCAGUUUCCCAGCAGCCAGGAAGUAUGCAAGGCUUCGGCGUGAACGGGAUGACGGGCGCGGAUCCAACGCUUGCCAUGACGCACCCCGGGUACUCGUCACAGCCCGGCUCCACCCACAUGUUGCUGGCCUCCUAUCCGCCACCCCCGUCUUACUGCAACCACCCGCCGCCGUCCUAUGAACAAAUUUUCCACAAUGACGACAAGAAGUAACAUGCAAGCAGAAUAAGAAAGAAGUCCGCCAUUUGAUUGAACUGUUUAUGGGAGAACAGUGGAACACAGUUUGUUGUCCUGGGGAAAAGACUCUUUUAAAAAAAAAAAAAAAAAAAGGCACAGCAGUUCAAAUUGAGACCCACACAUUCAAUUGAAUUCACCAUAUAUACUUUGUUUUUGUUAUCAUUCGGUUGGAUCAGGUGUAUCCAGUCACCAGCUUCCUUUUGCCUCCUAACUGCACAAUGUAUAAUGGCAUUGAAAUGUAUCAUGGAAUAAAAAAGGGGGAUAGAAUUUGUGUAUUUUUCAAGUAUUUUUGACGAAUCAAGUUCCGAUUUCGGAAUGUUUGAAGCAAGGGGCGUAGAUUUGGUCUCAACAUUAGUAGGGACGAUAUAACUGGGGACGGCACAUUAAUAAGAACAAACAGAUUGGUUGAACGGGGAUCAGGGCUACAUUUCUCACGAAUAUGAACCUAAGCAAUUGAUAGGCUAAAUGAUCAAAAACAAAUCGGGAUUGACUUGAUACUAACUUUAAUGUGUAUUGGUUUAGGUGAUACAGCGUUCGAUUCAAGCCUUCGUUUUCAAAAACUAUUAACUAGGGUUCAGUAUGACACGAGGUCCAUGGAGUGCUGCUGGGUGUGCCAAGUACACUUCUGGUGCUCUUCGGUGUGGGGAUCA